Messenger RNA from Entamoeba invadens IP1, 1071 nucleotides. RefSeq lists its product as hypothetical. The record is from RefSeq and is a predicted model, not a curated record. The coding region runs from base 1 to 1071 and encodes 356 amino acids. The transcript has a single exon. Lineage: Eukaryota; Evosea; Mastigamoebida; Endamoebidae.
AUGUACCAAUAUGCCAAAUUGAUGGAGGAAAUUGAUUAUAAUCAACAACUGUCAUUCACACAAACAUUUGAAAAAGAUUCUGACCAAUACAUAGAAAGGUACGUCUCCACUAUUUCAGACUAUUUGGGGAAGAAAUACUGCGAAAAAUUGUAUGACGCUAAAAUGGGGUGUUGCAUCGAUUUACUCGCGCCUUUGUUCACUUUUGUUGGAUACCAACUUGACCUACUAAUGAAUAUCAAAGCUAAAAUAGUCUUUGGUGCAGCACUUCCUGGGUGUAAAUACAUCUCAAAGUUGUAUUCAGAAACUGAUGUUAACAAGGAGUACUCUGUACUUGCUUUUGAAAACGUAUACAAAAAGGAACACGAAAAGAUGUUAAAAGAAUACUCUCCAAAGAAGAUUGGAACAACCGAAUUUAAGAUGAUGAGUACGUCACAAUCUGAUAACAAUACCAAUAACGAUGCAAUGGCUUUUGUGGUGUAUAAUUUCUUUAAAAUUCGCAUCGAAAAGUCUUUCACUGAAAAGUGCGUCAAACCACUCAAAAAUAUAGUGACUGAUUUAUACAAAGAAAUGUUCGGGAAAUACACAGAUAAGAUCACUUUAACUGGAAAUAAUGAAGAAUUUGAUGUCACUAAAACACCAAGUGGGUUUGAUAUAAAAGCUUCCCUGCCCGGUAUUAAAUUGUCCAAUACUUUUCAUUGGAAUUACGGCUUUGACAGCACAUUCACGUCUUUAAUUUUGACAUAUGAUAAUAAUGGAAAGUGUUACAAAUAUGAAGAUGGGUAUUUCUAUUGGGUAUACAAAAACUACGUUGUCUUUAAAACACUCAACAAACAGAAAUUCGAAUUUGAGCAAACUAAUAUUAACCUCCCAAGUGACUUACUUGUGAUGAUUUCGAAUAUCUCUAAUAUGGACAAACAAUAUAAGGACGUUGAUCAGAAAAUCAUUGAACAACAAAAGAGAGACAGAAUCUCAAAUGCACAGUUCCAGGAUCAUUUAAGACGAAAAGAAGAGGAUGACAGAAGAGAAAGAAGUUUCAGAGCUAUGAUGAAUGGCCAUCUUUCAUUAAUUUAA